This is a messenger RNA of Closterium sp. Naga37s-1, 936 nucleotides long. Lineage: Eukaryota; Viridiplantae; Streptophyta; Zygnematophyceae; Desmidiales; Closteriaceae. The record is from the annotation of a GenBank genome assembly.
AUGAUCCGGACCAGCUGGCUCCCUGUAUUGCACCAUACUCCCCCACACCCGUGCAAACCCCAGAUUCGGCUUCCUGCCAUAGAAGGCCUCGUGGGGAGUCAUAUCUGCCCGAAGUCCCUUGGUAGGGCAGCAGGGCGCACGGGGCGCACAGGGCAGCAGGGCAGCAGGGCGCGCGGGGCGCAGCAGGGCUGCAGGGCGCGCGGGGCGCACAGGGCAGCAGGGCGCACAGGGCUGCAGUGCGCGGGGCGCGCAGGGCUGCAGGGCGCGCAGGGCUGCAGGGCGCGCGGGGCGCACAGGGCAGCAGGGCGCGCGGGGCGCAGCAGGGCUGCAGGGCGCGUGGGGCGCACAGGGCAGCAGGGCAGCUGGGCGCACAGGGCUGCAGGGCAGCAGGGCGCGCGGGGCGCACAGGGCUGCAGAUCCUCUCCCCCCAACUGCUGCACCCGCAGCAGGAGGAUGGAGGAGAAGGGAGGGGAGGGGGGGGGGGGGGCGGAGGGGGCUGGUGCUGCAGAUCCCCUCCCCCCCACUGCUGCACCCGCAGCAGGGGGAUGGAGGAGAAGGGAGGGGGGGGCGGGGGGGGGGGGGGGGGGGGGGCUGGUGCUGCAGAUCCCCUCCCCCCCCACUGCUGCACCCGCAGCAGGGGGGAUGGAGGAGAAGGGGGGGGGGGGGGGGGGGCGGGGGGGGGCUGGUGCUGCAGAUCCCCUCCUGCCACCCACUGAACCUCCAAGCUCCCCCAUACUCUCCCCCCACAGCAGCAGGCGCAGCCGUGAGAGGGAAGGAGGCGUGGCAGCAGCAGAUCCCCUCCCCCCCACUGCUGCACUCGCAGCAGAGGGAUGGAGGAGAAAGGGGGGGGGGAGGGGGGCCUGGGACGAAGGAGAAGGGGGGGGACGGGGGGGGUUGGUGCUGCAGAUCCCCUCCCCCCCACUGCUGCACCCGUAG